Pelobates cultripes (western spadefoot toad) is the source of this 9012-nucleotide messenger RNA. The record is from the annotation of a GenBank genome assembly. NCBI's taxonomy places the organism in Eukaryota, Metazoa, Chordata, Amphibia, Anura, Pelobatidae.
CGGCGGUAAGAUGGCCGCGCUGCUCUCCGUGAUCCAGCUCUCCGAUGACUCGGUGGAGGCCGGGUAUGAGGACGGAUCCCGGCUCUGGCUGGCACCGUGCGGUACCGAGUUCGUGAUAGAAAGGUCCGAGGAUGGAGCUCACCCACUGCGGACACCGGAGAGGAGGAAACAGAGGACGGAGUUUGUAACAAGCUGCUGCCGGGUGAGAGACAGCCGGGGGGCGGGGGAGAGAGACAGCCGGGGGGUGAGAGAGACAGCAGGGGUGGGGUGAGAGACAGCAGGAGGGGUGAGAGACAGCAGGAGGGGGGUGAGAGACAGGGGGUGCUGCGAGAGACAGCUAGGGGUGCACUGUGAGAGACAGCCACGGUGGUGUGUCUCUUAUAGUUAUACUGUGAGACAGCCAGGGGGGAUCUCUUAUACAGAGAGGGGGAGGGAUCUCUUAUUCAGUGAAGGGUAGGAGAAAGGGGGGUCAUUUACACAGUGAGUGACAAGGAAGAGGUUCUUAUAUACAGAGAGGGGCAGGCGAGAGUGGUGAUCAAGAUCUAUAAUUUCCCUUUUUAAAUUCCCAUAGCUUUCAUAGAACAGAUUACAAAAUAUCACAAGUAUUUCAACAAAGCUAUAGUAAGUUUAGCCAGGACUAGACAGCUUUAACAUGCAAAAUGAAUGGACAUAAACUAUUUCUUAUGAGAGAGACAUUUUAGGAGAAUGUCCAAGUUACAGAAUGCAAAUACAUGAUAUAUUUAUUUUUUUAAUGCAUUUGAGCAAUGCAGACAAAUAUAAGCAUUUAUUCAUUAAAAAGAACCCUUCAGAACUUACUUUGGCAGUUAAGAUGAUCUGCCCCCUUAUUGACCAGCACAAUCUUCCAUGUUUGUUCUGGGCAAUUACCAAUCAAAUGCUUCUCCUUGAAAAAUAUUGUGGAUUCUGAGAACAUAAUAAUACUUGUUAUAAAAAAAAACAACAACAAAAAACACAUUUGGAAGAAACACAUUUUGGAAAUGGGCAUUGGUAAUUAUAUAUAUAUAUAUAUUAAAAAAUACUUGAUCUUUUACAAUGUAUUUGAGACAUUGAGCUAAUGUUGUUUUGGUGACUAUAGUGUCCCUUUCAAGCUGAUUAACUCAAUGUAUAUAAUUAGUUUAGCUUGUAUACUCCCUGUGUGAAAUGUAGCUGAUGACCUUUACAUUCCUCUGAUGUGUUGGUUUUCUGUAGUAUGUACUCGCUUACCUCCAGUGUUCUGAAUAUCUCACGGCUCGAAGCCCAUCUGAUUUACUGCAUUGAUUUUAGUUUCCAGGGUUUUGUUUACUUGCCUUACUGCAAAUAACUUUCUAAAAUAGUGCUGGAGAUAACACUAAUACUUGUAAACUUAUGUCAUUGGGUUUGCUCACUUAUUAGCUAUUUUAUAUUGAUGUAUAUGUAUCGCUAAUUGUAUGUCCAUUUACUAUCCCUAUUUUUUCUCCUUUUGUAGGAUAAAGUGCUCCAAAUACUGACCUUCCGCAACACUUUUUCCAGUCGUCCAUUUCUGCCAUUGAGUAUUGUACCCAAAGAGAAAACAGUUGUGAGUAAUCUGAAUGUACUGUCAAGAAUGCGCAACAGUAUUCAUUUUUUGGCUUAUGGAUUGUAUUCAAGCUGCUAUAAUAAUAUUAUAGGGUUAUUCGAGGUACUAUAACCACUUCAGAUUGCCAAAAUAGUUAUGAUGAAAGGACGGUGUGUGCAGCAUUUCAGCACGAAACACUGUUCAAAGAUCUUUAUAGUGUUCAUCACUAAUGUGAGAAGUGUCAGAAAUUCAAAGUGAAUUUCAUACUUAAAAUACCAUUUAUAGGCACCCAGACCACUUCAGCUUAAUGAAGUGGUCUGGGUGCCAGGUCCACCUAGGAUUAACCCUUUCUGCUGUAAAAAUAGCAGUCUCAGAGAAACUGCUAUGUUUACUUUAGGGUUAAUCCAACCUCUAGUGGCUGUCUAAUUGACAGCCGCUAGAGGCACUUCCGUGCUUCUCGUUGUGAUUUUCACAGUGAGAAGACGCCAGCGUCCAUAGGAAAGCAUUGAAAAUGCUUUCCUAUGGACUGACUACGCGCGCGGCUCUAUGCGCAUUCAGCUGAUGAUGGGGAAAGGAGGAGGAGAGUCUCCAGCACCGAGGGAGCCCGGUGCUGGAGAAAGGUAAGUGUUUAACCUCUUCCUCUCCAUCCAGCCUGACUGGAAUGGGACCCUGAGGGUGGGGGCACCCUCAGGGCACUAUAGUGCCAGGAAAACGAGUAUGUUUUCCUGGCACUAUAGUGGUCCUUUAAGGCCAACGUAACAGAAUUGGAAGAAUUUGUCCUACAGGGUACCUGUCCUGGCAUGUUUCAUUUACCUUAAAUGAAAUGCUCUUCCAUUUUCAUCUAUACAUUUUACUAGUCAAAUUGCUAGAAACUGUAAAAAUCACCAUUAAAUUUGCCCUCCCACUCUCUCCUGGCAGACUUACUGUCUGUCUGAGUACACGUCUACAGGCAUCAGCAUCAUCAGACAUGGCCAGGUCGCGGCAAACCUCCCAAACAUAAGCAGUACAAAAGACAUUGGUCACUUCCAUGAAGGUGGGCUAAUGGUGGAGCUGGAAUCACUUUAGUUAGUUCACCCUGUUAGUUUUUCAAACUCUGGUGUGGCCAAUCAGUUAGCUGGAAACUUUGUUUUCUUGCUGGCUCAAUUUCAUCCAACUUACACUUACAGCAUGAUUACACUGAACCCAUAGCUUCUACUAGUGAAGGAAGUGAAGGCUUCCUGUGCUGUGUGUGGCACUCACGCAUGUAUGUUUUAAUCCUAUGGUGCAACUACCUCUCCAGGAGCUGAAAUGCUUAUGGUGCCUCCAUUGUUAUUUAACAUAUAGGAAUUAAAGUCACAAGCUUUUCUUGGUAGUAAUAAGUUAUUCCUGACACAAGCAUGUCUGAGAAUCAUAGCCAGUACUGUUACCCUUUUUGUACAUAGUGCAGUCUAUAUAAUAAAACUGUUAGUAUUAUUCUUUACUCUUCCUCUAAGGAAGUAUUGACCCAACAUAUAUUAAGUUUUUAUUGUUAAUGUACAUAUUAUUUGUGCUUCCAGAGUCUGUUGUCUGAGAUUUCAGAAGUUGUGUGGCCUGAUUCUGAAGAUGAUGAUCACUGUAAAACUUAUGUUGCCUGUCUUGAGGAUGGCGGUGUAAAGGUCUCUUCUCUAGAUGGCAAUGCCCAUUUAUACAUGUCUGCUCUGCAAAAAGAAUUCACUGUGGAGUUUUUGUGCCAGCUAAGCAGCAAGGUCGAAGUGUCAAUUCAUGCCUCCGAAAGCCAUGUGGAGGGCAUUACCAAAGAUCUGAAAAACCGGCAUUUAAGUCAACAAACUGAUAGCACAAGGGACUCAGAAAGGGAAGCAAAUAUUGCCAACACUAAUACAUGCAUUACCACAUCUAAGUAUUCUUCUUGUGUUAUACGAGAGAGAGAAGAUUCUGGUUUCUAUUGUACAAAGCAUGCAUUCCAAUACACGUGGCUGGCCCAGUGCUUUUCGGUUGCAUGUUGUCCAGAAGCAUUCCUUUAUCCCAUGUCCUUGGCACUCCAUGUUCAAAAUAAAAUGUCUCCAGACGAAGAAAGACUUGAUUGUUUAGAUGAUGAACUUGAGAAAAACUUGAAAAGGGCAAAGUCUUCUGUAUUGCCAAAAGCCCUUCCACUGAGCUGCCGGGGAACCCAUUUACACAGGUAAAAUUAUAUUGGUACGUGCACUAACUAUAUGUUUCAUCUUUUACUUAAAAGGUAACUUCAAACAUUAUAACCACUACAUCCUGCUGUAGUGAAUAUGAUGCCAGGGGUAUUCUGGGUCUGUUUCCCAGCAAUAGGGCAAACUGUUUGCCAAUUUUUGCCCUCAUUGACUCGUCUUAUUUUUUUCCUCUUCUUAUCCUACACACCCAGAUGGAACGUCUGUGAUUUCAGAAAACAACCUUCGUGCUUGUUUCCAUUGAAAGUGGCUAUGUGCAACACCAUCCUUUACAGGUAGGAUAUGAAAUACACAAUGGUUACAUAAAAUGUACAUCCAGUUAUAAUUAUUUUAUGCAACUCAUUUUUCAUUAAGGAACUCCUUUCAGCUGAAAUUUAUGGAAUGUAAGAGAGCCUGUAAAAUUAAAAAAACCUUUCAAAAUAACCACUACAACUUAUUGCAAUGGCUGUAAGUGUUCAUACUGUUUUAUUUAAAAAGAGGGCAGGGCUUCUGGUACUUAUUGUUCCUUUUAACCUUGCAUUAAUCAGUAUUCCGAAAUAAAAAUGGUAUCUGAGCGCUCCAAAUAUAAGUAAUGACAACUAAAACACUGUACCCCAAUACAGCAGUUAUAAAGGGAAGCAACACGGCAAGGAUAGUGUAUGAGUCUGGGUAUUGUUUUUAACUCCUAUCAUUGUUUUAUAUGUGCACAUUUUUUCCAGUGGCCAUUCCAUCAGUGUAAGGGGCCCCACACUGUGUUUAUUUUUUAGACAUCUGCUCUGGGCAUUUGUUGCUUUUUUAUUUAGGCGAUAUAUUUUAUUGUUGUAAUAUUGAUUUGAUGUUAUUAUUCACUUUCAUGUUCAAUAAAUGAUGUUUUAUAUAUUUGGCACAUAACAAUAUUGAUACUUACUAAUUUAUAUUAACCCUGUGUUGCUACCAGAUCUAGUUUUGCUUCCCUUUAUAACUGCUGUAUUGUGGUACAGUGUUUUAGUGGUCAUUACUUUAUAUUUGGAGCGCUCACAUACCACUUUUAUAUUUUUUACAAUUCUGAUUAAGUCGCUCCUCUGUAUGUGAUGCAGCCCGCUUUUUGAUGAUUAAUAUUUUUAUUAUUCUCUUAAUCAGUUACCUUGUAUUGGUUUUGGUAUUGAUCAGUAUUCCGAUCAGAGCUAAUAAUAUUAGCAGAUCUGGUAAUACAUUACGAAUUGAAAGUAAAAAUAUAAGAUGGUACCAUAAUCACUAUUUAUUUUUCAGAUUCUUUUUUCAAGGAAUGCAUUUCAUUGAAAUCUACCCAGGCGAUGGAUCGGUUUUCAUCUCAGAAGGACGUUGGCUGGGGAAAUAUUUCCAGUACUACUUUCUUAAUGGAAAAAUAAGACCGGUAAAAUCUCUAAAACAUAUUUUUUGAAGAUGUGGUAUUAUUUGUGAAGCUCCAUUAUCUGGUGAUUGCACAGAAUCCAGCCACAUGGUCCUAUUACACAAGAGUUUAAACUAAAUUCCUGCAAUUGAGUAACAGCUCUCCAAAAUCUGCUAUUCAAUUAACAGGCCGAUCUCUCAUUAUAGAAUCGAGUCCCUAUUUUAGAGAGCUGGAGACAUCUUACCUACUGUAUUUGUCGUUUCCUACUGGCUUUUACAGUUUCUUUGCAGCUUUGCCUAUCGCCUCUUAAAGAAAUGCGUAUUUUUUUUUUUUGUUUUUUUUUUUUAACUAUGCCACUGGUGUUGAUGUAUUUUCAUGUUCCAAUUUCCAAAAAUUAUACAUUUAACACUUUUUAAGCUAUUGAUCCCAACAGUCAUUACAUCUAGAACUUUUAUUUUUUAAUAGAAAGAAAAGAGUGUGUUUUUAAUUUAAAACCCAAUUUGUAAUGAUCUUGAUGCAAGUGAAUAUUCAAUCUUCUUUAACACAAUUUGUAUGAACUGUAUUAAACAUGGCUAUUCACUAAACUUUCUAUUUUAGAGAAUUAAAGUGGCACAGUCAAGUUUAGGGUUUUUGCCUUUAUUUGGUUCUUGUAGGCCUCAUUAUCCCAAGCAGCACAGAGAGGAUAACUAUUAAAACUAGUUUAAUGUUAAAUGGAAGGAUAGCGCCAGGGAUCUCCAGACACUAUAACCAUUUCAAUGAGAUGAAGCAGUUACAUUGCCUAUAGAGUCCCUUUAAGCUGUCCUUCCUUGUGCCUUCAUCACUACUGUACUUUCCUAUUGAGUGGUGUCUCCAGAGAAUCCUUUGAUAAAAUCCACAGAUAACUUGGCACAUGCGCAGUAACGUGUCAUAGGAAUCUAUGGCACUUUGUAGACAAUUACAAUCCCAACAGCUGUCACAAUCAAUGGGAAAUGGUGGAGGAAGCAUUGCCUUUUGCUGAAGAUUGGCAAUUACAUGAGACAAUGUAGUCCCUACUUUAUCUCAUGUAUAUAUUUUGAUUGAUUGUGUUGAAAUGUCUUUACAUUUUCAAAAAUUUUCUAUCUAUAUGAAAAACUUGUAGAGUUGCUCUACAUACGUGGCAAAAUGCAUGCAAAAAUAGAAGACUUGAUACUGCUUACUUCCUAAUGACAGAGCCACGACUAUGCAUCUAAUCAAAAACCCACAGUACGACUUAUGUACCUCUUACACUAUAAUGUCUGAAUGUGGAUAACUAUCUAUAUGUUUCGUAUGUUUUUGAUAUGCAUACCACACGUCUGCCUGUGGCAAAAACAAAGAAUUUAAAAUAAAUAAGAAGAUUUGGAAAAAUUCCAUCUCAGCUGAAGUCACAUAAAUUAGACAAAUUUAAUUUGCUAAAGUUCAAGGUUUUGUAUUUAACCAUAUAACAUACAUAUGAAUGAAAUGCCUUUCAGUUUCUUUGCAUUUUAUUAAAACCAGUGAAUAAAAAUUACUCCCACAGAUCCUAAAACAGCUUUCUUUAUCAAUUUAAAUCUUAUUUGCAGCAGUUUAUUUUAGAAGUGUUAGUCAACAUUGCUAAUUAAUGUGUUUCUCGUGUAAACCUUUAUUUCAGUCUGAUGCUAUUUAGGUACCACUUUAUGCAGUGUUGUGUCACAUUGGGAAAUACAAUUACAUAGUUACAUAGCUGAAAAGAGACUUGCAUCCAUCAAGUUCAGCCUUCCUCACAUAUGUUUUUACUGUUGAUCCAAAAGAAGUUAUUUUGUGAGUUAUUUUACCAUAAUUUGUAUAAGUAAUAUUUUUAUUUGGAAUUCUAGAAAGAACACCGGUUAUACACUACAAGCAACCUCCCUCCAGACAUGCCUAGAGCACUAUAUUCUGUGCGUUCUGUGAUCGAGCAGGCUGGAAGGUGACUAAUAAUUAUUUGGUCUUUAUUUUGGUCCCACAUCUGCCUUUUCAAUCCUUUCUUUAAACUAAGCAGAGUAUUUACACAAAACCUAUCCAUUUACAUAGAAUUACCUUAAAGAAUUCAUCAUUUUAUCGUCAACGUUUUGAGUUAUACGUUGGUGAACUUACAACUAUACAAAUUACUGAGAGAUUGCCAGCAGCAUCAGCAGGACUAGGCAAACAUCAUGCUUUAGAAUAAAUAUGCAAGAUCAAGGUUGGGUAACAGCUGGACUGAAGUGUUUUGGGGUGGGUGGAAUAUAUGGUUUUCAGGAGGAAAUGAGAAUUUCUGGCUUGAGCAACACUGAAUGGGAGGUUUUCCAAGAGUAUGUUUGAGUGAAAUCAUUUUUGGUUUAGUAUAUCACUAUAGAGUAAGUGGGCAAAAAGACUUCUGAUACAUAUCAGAGGCCAUAAGGCAGAUUUUCAGCAAAGUGUAUGCUACAUGCAUUCUAUAAACAUAUUUAUAUGUGCACAAAUGUGAUGGGUCUCUGCAUUAGUGCCACUAACUUUUGUCAUAACCGAAAUCGUUUGAGUUCUGAAGUCCAUUGUGAUGAGACUGUUGUACUUUGUAGUUAUUUUUGUUUGUUUCUUUGUAGGUUUCUGAAGAUGUGUCACAAUACAAUGCUUUCCCAAAGUCCUCUUUUUGAAUCAUGUUGUUGGAGAGAUGUAAGUUGAAUUAUCAGUAAAGGCUACACAACAUUUAUUGUUAGUAAGGAUCUAUACUCUCAUUUCUGCUAAGGGAGAGAUAAAAUCUGUACAAAUCAAUAGAACCGUGGUGUAUACUUUAUUACCGUAUUAAAUAGUAAGCGGCAUCUACCAUGGCGCAUUAUUUCCAUAUUUAGAGAUGUCAUGUUACUACUCAGCUGUGUCUGUGUGUUCCCCCUGUUCACUGGCUAUAUGAGUUGCCAUAUCUAAUACAGUUUCAUUCAGAUACAUGGUCUGACUCGUUCCUGUGUAUUUUCUUGCGUGCGAUUCGAGGUUUCUUUUCAUGGCAGCCACUUAUGUAAGCACUCUCUGUCUGAGCAAUUACCUGAAACUAAGUAAGAACAGAUUACAGAAAGAUCCGACAUUCUCCCAGCCUGCAGUACAUUAUACGGAGCUGCCCCUCUUUACCAGGUAUCAAUAAAGACUAGGCAGGGGAAGAUAUUUGGGGACAGACUUCCUGUGUAUGAAGACAGGCGCUUACCUCCCCUUCGACCGCCGGGUCAUUUUUCCUAGACCUGUUUUAUCCAUAUCUGUCUACAUCCUGCUACUAGAAUUGAACAUUGUUAGUUUUUGUAUGUUUGACUAUGGGUUGCUAAAGUAUGGUGGUUGAGAGUGUUUGUUUGUUUAUUUAUUUUUUUCUUUAUUCCAGGAGUCCAGUUCUAAUGCCCAAACUGUAUUCCCAGUGCUAUUGGCUAAAGCUACUGUCCCAGACAAAGGAACCUAUACAGUUUAUUCUGAUAAUACCGUGCUUGCACAUUUUUUGGAUGGAGUAUAUCUUCACAUGACCUGGAAUUUUAAUCACUUUAAUAAGCAAGAACAGGUAAAAAAAAAUUAUUAUUUUUUUAAAUUUAUUUAAAAGAAAUUAACAAUAAUCUGUAGUCCGACCACUGAGCUGCAGUCUAUAGCAGGUCUAUAAUGAUAUUCUGUAGAGUGCUGGGGUGGAGGCAAUGAACUGUUUAAUUUCCAAUGAAAUAGCAUUCAAUUCUGAAAUCAAUACUCCCAAUUAUUAAGGUAACGUAUCUGAAAAAGUACAUCUCUGUGGCCCCUAUUUUGCUUUGCAAAAUUCCUGGUUUUUAAAGACUUUUGCUAAUUCAUUAACAGCUUUUAUUUUUUUUUUAUGCUGUCAUGUUGCACAGUGCAUUUGAAAAAUAUUUAAUAUCAGAUUCUGUAGCUUGGCAGCAGCUGUUCGUAUUGCUUGGUAUUUUGUGUUUGUUUUGAUUUGUCAAAUCAGGCUGUACCUCCAGGUUGUUUUGUUUUGUGUGGGUGUUUUUUUUUUUUUGUUUUUUUUUUUUAAGACCGUCAAGGCUAAAUUCAUCUGGUAG